Molecule: messenger RNA, 571 nt
Organism: Vicia villosa (hairy vetch)
Lineage: Eukaryota; Viridiplantae; Streptophyta; Magnoliopsida; Fabales; Fabaceae
Product: photosystem II 5 kDa protein, chloroplastic-like
Exons: 1
Coding region: 100-423 (107 amino acids)
Source: RefSeq, a predicted model, not a curated record
AUAUCCUUUUUAUCUAACUUAACUACUCACACACAACAAACACAUAGAAGCACUAGUUUUCAGAAUUCAAUCAAGAUUACACCACUACACACUACAUCAAUGGCAUCACUAACCAUGACAGCAUCAUUCUUCGCCGGGAGCUCAGCGAUCGCCUCCCGGUCACCUGUGGCAACUCAAAGGAAACUGGUGGUGGCUAAUGCUGCUAGAGGAGUUGAAGUAGAAAAGAUGGAAGUGAGUUAUGAGAAUGACAAGGAAGGAACCAAUGGAAGGAGGAACAUCAUGUUUGCUGCUGCAGCAGCUGCUGUUUGUUCUGUUGCUGGGAUGGCUUUGGCUGAUGAACCUAAACGUGGUUCUCCAGAAGCUAAGAAAGCAUAUGCACCUGUUUGUGUUACCAUGCCAACAGCUAGGAUUUGCCGCAACUGAGGGUGUUUUAGUCUUUUAUGUACUUUGUAUUGUAAUGAAAUGAACAUUGGGGAUGUAAUGUUUUGGUUUCAUAUUCUUAUCCUUUGUAAUUCUAUGUACUAAGUUGUUCAUGAAACUAUCAAAUUUGCCUUGUCUAUGUUGUUGUUAA